CAGCAUAGUACUAUACAAAACGCGAAAACUGGAAUAUAACUAAAUUAUUGAUCCAGGUGUCCAUUUCAGUCGCAAACUUAGUUUCUAUCAGAGAAGAACUCAACAAAACUAUUGCGUCUCCUCCAAGAAAAAAAACAUUGUUCGAAAAAAAUAAUUUUUGUGUGUCAGUGAAGUGUUUUUUAUAUUUUGUUUGUUAUCAAAAAAAGUGCUCUUCAAAAUGACGUCACGUAUAAGUCGUAAAACAACAAUAACAUCAACAUCAUCACCGUUAAAUAACACGGGCGGAAGUGAACGAAGUGCAUCACGGAAUUCAAAUCGAGCCGGAAGUCCAUUGAGUCCAACACGUCAAAGCCGGUUACAAGAAAAAGUUGAAUUACAAAAUUUAAAUGACCGGCUUGCAUCUUACAUCGAUAAGGUACGUCAUUUAGAAACCGAAAAUAAUCGUUUAACACGUGAAGUACAAUCGUCUCAAAUAACCGUAACACGUGAAGUAUCGAAAAUUAAAUCGAUGUACGAGCAUGAAUUAGGUGAUGCUCGAAAAUUACUUGAUGAAACUGCUAAGGAAAAAGCAAAAUUAGAAAUUGAUUGUAAACGAUUGUUUGAGGAAAAUGAAGAUUUAAAAGCGAAACUCGAUAAGAAAACAAAAGAUUUAUUAUUUGCUAACAAUACGGUUCGAUCACAAGAACAACGAAUCGAAAAUUUACAAUCGUCGUGUAAUCAAGCGUUAAAUGAUCGUAAAAAAUUAAACGAUGAUUUAAAAGAAGCUGAAAAAGAACUUGUAAAAUUACGUCGGCAAGUUGAUGAACUUCGAAAAGCGUUAGAAGAGGAAACAUUAGCACGAGUUGACCUACAAAAUAAUAUUCAAAGUUUACGUGAAGAGUGCGCUUUUAAAGAUCAAGUUUAUCAAUCAGAAAUAACUGAAACUCGAACACGUCGUCAAACCGAAAUUAACGAGAUCGACGGUCGAUUAGCACAACAAUACGAAACUAAGUUACAAGAAGCCUUACAAGAGUUACGUGAUCAAUAUGAAUCACAAAUUUGCGCAAACCGUGCCGAAAUUGAAUUAUUAUACGAAAGUAAAAUUAAGAAUUUACAAACAGCUGCAUCACGUAAUUCAAACGCCACGUCAAAUGCUAUGGAUGAAGUGCGUAAAACACGUAUUCGUAUGGAUACGUUAAGCAAUCGUGUGAACGAACUUGAAACAACAAAUAGUGCGUUACAAGCACGUAUCCGUGAUUUAGAGAAAACGUUAGAAGAUGAACGAUUACGUCAUACGGAAGAUUUAGCAUUGUUGGAACAUGAACUUGCUCGUUUACGAGAUGAAAUGGCCUUGCAAUUACAGGAAUAUCAAGAUUUAAUGGAUAUUAAAAUAUCGUUAGAUUUAGAAAUUUCCGCAUAUCGAAAAUUGUUGGAAGGAGAAGAAGCACGAUUAAAUAUUUCAGCUUCAUCGGGGGCUGGAGGUGAUACGUCAUCAUCUUCAUCAACAACACGCGUCACAACACGUGCCUCUGUUGGACGCUCCCCAAUUGGAACCAGUAGCUCUGGCCCAAGUGUUACAAAACGUAAGCGUACUUUAUUAGAAGAAACAAUUACAUCAUCAACCACAAAAAAUGUUAAAUCAUAAAAUUAAUCGUUCAAAAUACACAUUUAAUUUAGUUUGCGUUAACGUGUCACACAAAGUCAAAUUGAACAGUAUUCAAGUUAUAGGAAAUAAACUAUCUUGAAUACUGUUCAGUUUAUACGAAAUAGAAUGUAUAUUUAUAUAGUAUUUUUCAUGUAAAUUGAAAUAUUUUUUUUCCUCAUUCAAACUACAUGGAAUUUAAAAAAUAUGUCGCUAUUUUUCUCUUGAACUAUGUUCAGCUUAUAGGAAAAAACUUUAUA
Messenger RNA from Chrysoperla carnea, 1881 nucleotides. RefSeq names its product lamin Dm0-like. The coding region runs from base 218 to 1624 and encodes 468 amino acids. The record is from RefSeq and is a predicted model, not a curated record. The transcript has a single exon. Lineage: Eukaryota; Metazoa; Arthropoda; Insecta; Neuroptera; Chrysopidae.